Molecule: messenger RNA, 411 nt
Organism: Paracoccidioides brasiliensis Pb18
Exons: 2
Coding region: 1-411 (136 amino acids)
Source: RefSeq, a predicted model, not a curated record
AUGACGGAGGAUGGAAAGAGGCACCUAAGCAGUGAAUCCCUUGUUCCUAUUGGGUUUGAUACGGCGGUUGAUUUUGAAAAUCCCUGUAGUGUUGAGCUUGUCGAAGCGAUGGAGGACAAAUGGAUUCGCUUCACGGCCGUCGAUGAUGUAGGGAAGUUUGUUGCGGGAGCUUUGGACCUUAAGGACUGGCCGGAUCAGUUUUUGGUGUCUGGAGAAAACAUAUUCCGCAUGGAGCCCAUUGAGUUGUGUGAGAAGGUUAGAGGAAACCCUUGUAAAAGUGAACGCAUAUUCCUUGAAGAUUUGGAGAACAAAUUAGGUGAGGUGAAGAAAGCGAAUAACGAAAUAGACGUUUUCAAAUGGAGUAACUUACGCCUCCAUGUGUGUUGGGACGGCGACUUUGGAUGGGGUUAG